This is a messenger RNA of Mesorhabditis spiculigera, 888 nucleotides long. NCBI's taxonomy places the organism in Eukaryota, Metazoa, Nematoda, Chromadorea, Rhabditida, Rhabditidae. The record is from the annotation of a GenBank genome assembly.
AUGGAUGAGCGUCCUAAUUCUAGAUCCCUUCCAACAACGUCAAAGUCAUCUGACCUUACAAGCACUUCUAUUGACGAAACCAUUGCGCCGAAUACGUCGCAGGCCAUUGACGGGGUGCUUCAGGUCAAAGCAGCUCCACCUCCUCUAAAAAAAUCCAACGGCGACAUCGGCAUCCGAUUACGUGUCCCGCAAGAUGAUGAGCUGCCAAGACUACCCCAGAAUGGCAUCCUGCGCAACCACUCGAAGCAACACCACCCAAACGGUGAUGGCGCUCAGAAGCAAUCUGUACAAACCUAUGAUUUUGAAGAUGAGCCGAUGCCAAGUGAUAGUUGCUGUUGUGGCAAAGUCCAUAUUAUGAAAGGCUGCCGAGCGGUUGCCAUUUUGAGUCUACUUUCUGUGAUCGCGAAUGGCAUACUUUAUGUUUUUGGUUUCACAAGAUUUGGUGUAUCGACGUGGAUAGAAAUCCUAAUCCUAAUCUUCGAGCUGUUCACAAUUUUCAUGCUAUUUUGUGGCCUUUCUCGAAAGAGAUCCGGCUUCUUGAAGCCAUAUCUUUUCUUCAAUACGAUUUGGGCCGUGUGCCUUUGUAUAUUAUUUUUGAUGUGUGUCUGGCAGCUAAUUCGGGGCGGCAAUAUGCCGGCGAAUUUAUGGAAGAACCUGAAGCAUAUGAAGGGCCAGUCAGAGUUUGACCGCGCUAAGGAAUCAUUUCGAAAAUCGGAUGAUAAUACAAUCAUCAUCGGUAUAGUGACCGCUUUGGCAAUGACAGGUCUCGCCUCACUUAUUGUCGUUGAUUUCAUUUUUGUUCAGAUUGUCUACCGUACGUUUCACUACUUGGCUUACAAAGAAGACAAAGCAAAAGAACAAGGCGGCCAGGUCAUAUCGCAUAAUUUU